This is a messenger RNA of Macrosteles quadrilineatus (aster leafhopper), 3973 nucleotides long. Its product is annotated as sodium-coupled neutral amino acid transporter 7-like. Gene Ontology annotation, molecular function: amino acid transmembrane transporter activity. Bases 256 to 1692 code for a protein of 478 amino acids. Gene Ontology annotation, biological process: amino acid transmembrane transport. The transcript is spliced from 8 exons. The record is from RefSeq and is a predicted model, not a curated record. Lineage: Eukaryota; Metazoa; Arthropoda; Insecta; Hemiptera; Cicadellidae.
ACGAGACAACAAGAAAAGAACCCAAGACGUAUCAUCAUUCAUCACAAUCAACUAACUUUAUAGUGAAUAAACAUAGUGUCAGCGAUUGCUUGCAGCAAGGUGAUUAACCUCUUCGUGUGAUAUCAAUGUAAAAGCUUUAGGCCUAUUAAUUUUUCUCAUGCAUAUCCGUUGUUUACAACAUUGGUUUGGUUACUAUGAUCCUCACAUAGACUUGGUAACAAAUAUUAACUUAAUAAGUUAACUUAGUGCCAAAAAAUGGAUGAUGGUCAUGAGAUUGAAAGUCUGGAUAGUUCUUACCCUUAUCAACCAAGUAUGGACAGUGUUUUGAGUACUAUUGAUAAUGCAAGGCAUAAUGGCAACUCUGUGGCAGGAGGGAAUGAUGAAAUAACAUCAAGUACAUCCAGUUCUAGUGAUUCGAUUGCUGGCCUAGUUAUAUCAGAAAGAGGAGAGUCAAGUCGCCUAGCUGCUGUCUUCUUACUGGUGAACGCUGCUUUAGGAGCUGGCCUUCUCAACUUUCCUCAAGCAUUUGACCAAGCAGGAGGGAUUACUGUAGCACUUCUGGUCCAGUUGGUGUUGGUCUGUUGUGUAUGUUUUGGCCUACUCGUCCUAGCUCACUCCUCAUGGCACGUACAUGCAGCCACUCUUUACGACACGGUCGCAGGAACUUGUGGCUCUAAGGGAUCUCUUCUUUGCUCACUGCUGAUCGCACUUUACUGCUUUGGAACUUGUGUCACCUUCCUUAUCAUUAUUGGUGAUCAGUUUGAUCGAGUCCUUAUGUCUUUGGUCGGGCCUAAUUUCUGCCACACUUGGUUUAUGAAUCGUCAGUUUACCAUUACUGCCUCAUCAGCCAUAUUCAUCCUUCCUUUGUGCUACUCGAGGAAAAUUGACUUCUUGAAAUAUGCAAGCUCGCUUGGUGUUUUGGCGGUGUUGUACGUCGUGGGCCUUGUUGUGGUCCAACAUUACACCGGAGAUUUUAUCCCAGGCCCCAUCAAAACAUCUCCCACCCACUGGACAGAUGUGUUCUAUGUUGUCCCGGUCAUCUGCUUUGGCUAUCAGUGUCACGUGAGUGUGGUACCAAUCUACUCGUGCAUGCGAGAUCGACGAACCUCCUCAUUCACCAUCGUGGUGGUGACUACACUGGUGAUCUGCGGACUUGCGUAUAGUCUGACAGGGACUUACGGCUACCUAACGUUUGGCAGUCAUGUGUCCAGCGACAUUUUACAAGACUACGGAGCAGAGAAAGUGGCCGUGCUGGUUGGAAUUGUGGCCAUUGCAGUGAAGACAGUCACCACCUAUCCAAUACUGCUGUUUUGUGGAAGGGAAGCAGUGACUAACGUGUGGUGUGGCAUCAUACAUGAUUGGGACCCCUGUAAGGAGAAGCUGCGCCGGAUAGUCAUAUCAUCAGUAUGGCUCAUAGCUACUAUCUUGCUGGCAGUUGUAGCGCCGGGUAUCGGUAUUGUCAUUGAUGCCCUUGGAAGCCUGGCAGCAGUGUUUAUCUUCAUCUUCCCAGGCCUCUGUCUGCUUCAAACCUGUCUGAAGAGAGAUCCAUGUUUGAUGGCCGCACGUAUGCAGUGGUAUGUCACCAUCGCCGUCGUCUUCGUAGCUGUCGGAACGUUUGUUUUAGGAGUCGUCCUGGUGCAGACAUUGGAACGAAUGUUCUCCCCUGAACCUGAAUUUGCUCUCUGUACCUGAUCUGAUCAUUGUUAAGCUUGCUCAAUGUUAUUUAUAGUGGAUUUACAGGACAUAUCAACAGUUUGAACAUGUUGGAAGUUAAAAUAAGAAGGUUACAAUACCUGCAGACUGCCUAUAGUGGUCCUUAAAUAUCCAACAGGCAUAACCACUAUAGGCAGUCUUCAGGUAUUGUAACCUUCUUAUUUCGAUUUGCAUGAAGUGGCCUAGAAAAACAACUAGAACAUGAAAUGUUGGAAGUUCUCUAGCACUUGUUGAAUUAGUCGAGAGAAAGUUUACAUCCUCGCUGCGUUCAGUUUUGACUGCACAUUUUUUAUUGGAUUUGUUAUCUUAUAAUGAUCCCUGUUCUUUAUUUGAUGUCACAAAGAAACAAGAUCAAUUAAGUGAUAAUUUUAAAGGAAUAAAGGUAAUAUAAAUAAAUAGAAAACAUCAUAGAACUUGAGCUGCCCUAGACAAAACAUAAUAUAACAUUUUCUUCAGCAAAUCCAUCAGGAUUGUAAAACUACAAGGGAGUACGUUUAAUUUAUGAUCAAGUGAGUGAUAAAAGCUAGUAAAUGGUGCUUAUUUCUUUGUUUGCCUCUGUAGGCAAGUUGUAGACAAGUUGGGUUAGUGACACAUAGUACAGAUAUGAUAUUUUUGAAUAGCUCUUCUGGGGGAAAUAGUCCAUUUAAAAAAUACAUUUUGAAGAUAUACUUUAUCAAACAAAACUGUGGUUUGGUUUAAGUUUGACAUAAAAACAAAUUUAAACAUUUGAUUUUAUAGUCAUUUAUUGAAUUUGUUACUUUGGGCCUACAUCUUGCUUCCAUACCUAGUUUAUUUUUGAGUCCAGUAAACUUUUAGUGUUUUUACAUCCAAGUAGCUUUAUCAACAAAAGUAUAAUGUGAUGUUAAGGAAGUACAAUAAAAGUUAAAAAGUUAAUUUCAUGUGCAAUGAACAUAUUAAUAUAACAUCUUAACUAUGACAUGUUAUGAAAAAAUCACAACAUUUGCAAAACUAUUUAACCUUAAUUUUUACGGUUGUACCAUUUUGUUAUAAGCUUAAAGAGCCAUAACAUACCUAAUUUAAACCAAUAUAAUUUUAUAAGAAAAUCGCCAUUACCAAUCAAAAUUUUCAAAAAUGAAAAUGAUCGCCUUGAGAUAGUCUACUAUACAUACCUCGUACAAAAUGUCAUCAAAAUCAGACCACAGCUCUGUAGCCUGUAGCUAUUAUUACUUACAGCUUUACUAUAAAGCUUUAUAUUUUAAAAAGCUUAAACUUUUUUCUUAUAUGAAUAUGCUUCUUAUUUUAUUGAAUCAGUUUGAAUUGAUGAUUGAAUUGUUUGAAUUGAUUGUUGAAUUUAUGUUUGAAUUGUGUAUCAAAUGCUCGUUUUGGGAGUAAGACUGAGAUGUAAUAUAAAUGGUAGUGUGUAGUGUUAAAACAAAAACAAAAUCUUGGCUGUGUAAUAGUUUUGUUUUGACUAAAAAGGGCUUAGAAGUAGGGAUAUCCUGGUAGGAAAAUUAUUUCCUAGUUUAGUAAUUUUAUGAAUACAUUGUUUGUUACAUUUUAACUGUUAAAGUUACCAUUCUCUUUGCAAUACUCAAUAUGUGUUAUGUUACAUUACAAGUAACAAAAUAAUGUGUUUUUCUUUUUUAAACUCUGAACAUUCCGAAAGUAUAACCCUAAAUUUUAUUUUAUAACCUUUUGUCUUGGGGUCAACAAUUUUGUCUGUAAUAUAAGAAAUAGUAAUUAGCCUACAUAAUGUUUAAAAUUCACCUGAUACUUAAAUAUUGUAUUAUAUUGAAAUACAUAAAUUUAUUUAUAUUUAGACUGUCAACUGUUGUGGUCUUGAAACUUUUUAAAGUAUAUGAAGGUUAAUCUGAAAUGUUUGAUCAAUAAAAAUAAAAAAAUUGUUUUUUUUUUCUUAAAAGGUGUGGUACCGGUAUUCAAAAUGUUGAUGUAUAGAUUUCUUGGUGUUGAGAAAUCAAUCUUUUAAUUUGCAUCUUUAAUUUAAAAACAAAAUGAAUCAAUGUAAGAAUGUUAAAAUAUUGUAUAUCUAAUUAUAACCAUUCUGAGAAAAUGUAUAAAACUGUAAAAUUUGUUUAUUUUUAAUAUAAUAGAAGAUGUUUGUAGCCUAUGUAUAUUUUUUUAUGAAAAAGAUAUUCUUAAAAAAAAUUGUUAAUUUUAGUUUUCACUCAGCAAGAAGGUAUGCAGUGGAAAUUGUAAUAUUAUUGUUAUCAAUACUGGUACUUUUGUGAUUACACCUAAUUUGUGACCAAUAACUGUGAAAUAAAUAUUUAUUUAGUUA